Elephantulus edwardii (Cape elephant shrew) is the source of this 879-nucleotide messenger RNA. It is a transcript of the gene LRRC10B, whose product is annotated as leucine rich repeat containing 10B. The coding region runs from base 1 to 879 and encodes 292 amino acids. Gene Ontology annotation, molecular function: protein binding. The transcript has a single exon. Lineage: Eukaryota; Metazoa; Chordata; Mammalia; Macroscelidea; Macroscelididae. The record is from RefSeq and is a predicted model, not a curated record.
AUGGGCAUCGCCGAGUCCACGCCGGACGAGCUGCCGUCGGACGCGGAGGAGCAGCUGCGCAGCGGCGAGCAGCAGCUGGAGCUGAGCGGGCGGCGGCUGCGGCGGCUGCCCAGCGCCGUGUGCGCGCUGAGCCGCUUGCAGAAGCUGUACGUGAGCGGCACGGGGCUGCGCGAGCUGCCCGAGGAGAUCGAGGAGCUGCGCGAGCUGCGCAUCCUGGCGCUCGACUUCAACAAGCUCGAGCGCCUGCCCGACGGCCUGUGCCGCCUGCCGCGCCUCACGCGCCUCUACCUGGGCAGCAACCGGCUGCUGGCGCUGCCCGCCGACUUCGCGCAGCUGCAGAGCCUGCGCUGCCUCUGGAUCGAGGGCAACUUCCUGCGGCGCUUCCCGCGGCCGCUGCUGCGCCUGGUGGCGCUGCAGUCGCUGCAGAUGGGCGACAACCGGCUGCGCGCGCUGCCCGCCGAGCUGCCGCGCAUGACUGGCCUGCGUGGCCUCUGGCUCUACGGUAACCGCUUCGAGGAGUUCCCGCCCGCGCUGCUGCGCAUGGGCCGCCUGCACAUCCUCGACCUCGACCGCAACCGCCUGGGCGGCUUCCCCGACCUGCACCCGCUGCGCGCCCUGCGCGUCUUUUCCUAUGACCACAAUCCGGUCACCGGGCCGCCACGCGUCGCUGACACCGUCUUCCUCGUGGGCGAGGGAGCCGUCGAGCGCAUGGCCGAGCGCGACGAACCCACGCCCCGGCCACAGCCGCGGCGCCCUGUGCGAGCCUUCGAGGACGAGGAGGAGGAGGAACUGCUGAUAGGGGGCGGUGGUGCUGGGGCCCUGGAGCGCGCGGGGGGCAGCCUCCGCGCCCUGGAAGCCGCUCCGGGACUGGGCACCUGA